UAAUGAAUAAACUGGAAAAGAGUGCACCAGCAGCUGAGAGGAAGGAAGAGGUGAAGGACAAGAGGAAGAUGGUGAGGAAGCUGUACCCCAACUCUGAUCUGUUCAAGAAGUGGGGUGACGAUCUGUCGGAGGAGGAGCAGAAGGAAGCUGAGCAGUUGUUUCAGAGAUAUGGAUACAACGCCUUCCUCAGUGACAGGCUGCCCCUCAACAGAGAGAUUCCCGACACCAGGCCUCCAAGGUGUGCUGUGAAAAAUUAUCUGAAGGAUCUGCCGACCAUCAGUGUUGUGUUAAUCUAUUUGGAUGAAGCUCUUUCAAUCAUUAAAAGAGCCAUACGCAGCAUUGUGGACAAGACACCAGCUCGGCUGCUGCAAGAAAUCAUCCUGGUGGACGAUCACAGCAGCAACGAGGACUUAAUGGAGAAGCUGGAUGAUUACAUCAGCUUUAUCCAUGAGGAUCGUCCAGGCCUGGUGAAGAAAGUGCGGCACUCUGAGCAGCUGGGCCUCACCCAGGCCAGACUGUCGGGCUGGAAGGCAGCUGAGGGAGAGGUGAUUGCAAUCUUAGACGCUCACAUAGAAGUCCACGUCCAAUGGGCAGAGCCUUUACUGGCUCGGAUUAAGGAGGACCGGACCGUGAUACUGACGCCUGUUUUUGACAAAGUCAAAUACGAUGACCUGACACUGAGUCCCUACAAUACUGCAUCUCAUGGCUUUGACUGGGCAAUGUGGUGCAUGUACGAGUCCUUCAGACCUGAGUGGUAUGCCCUGAAUGAUGAGACGCAGCCUGGCAAGAGCCCCUCUGUCAUGGGGAUACUUGUGGCUGAUUGCAAGUUCUUCGGAGAGAUUGGAAGCCUUGAUGGUGGAAUGAAAAUAUACGGUGGGGAAAAUGUGGAGCUGGGCAUCCGGGUGUGGCUGUGUGGAGGAAGCAUUGAAGUUGUGCCUUGCUCUAAAAUUGCCCACAUUGAACGAGCAGUAAAGCCUUACCUCCCAGACUUGAGUGUCACGAUGAAGCGUAAUGCACUGAGGGUAGCAGAGGUGUGGCUAGAUGAAUACAAAUACAAUGUCAACAUUGCUUGGAAUCUUCCCCUUGAGGUUAGAAGAGAGGGCACCUUCCAAUGGAUUUGUCUGCUGGAUACACAUUGUGUGCUCUUUCUAAUAAAAGCUGCUCCAGUUUAUUUAUGCUUUUGUUGGCAGAUGAUAAAUGAUCUGAAGCCAGAACUCUGUGUUGACCAAGGCCCGAUGCCAGGAAACACACCCAUCUUGUAUGGAUGCCACUUCUAUUCGACUCAACACUGUUUUUAUCGCUCUGAUGGACAACUCUACAUUGGCGGGAUCAAAUCUCAUAAGUACAACAGCAACCGCUGUCUAGUGGACCCUUUCAGUGGACUCUACCCGGGGCUGUAUAACUGCAAAAUAGCCAAACAGAAAGACUUUAACAUGCUGUGGGAUUUUAAACAGCCAAAGGACUGUUGA
Messenger RNA from Neolamprologus brichardi, 1469 nucleotides. The record is from RefSeq and is a predicted model, not a curated record. Lineage: Eukaryota; Metazoa; Chordata; Actinopteri; Cichliformes; Cichlidae.